Messenger RNA from Piliocolobus tephrosceles (Ugandan red Colobus), 1689 nucleotides. Its product is annotated as calponin-2. Gene Ontology annotation, biological process: actomyosin structure organization; actin filament organization. Gene Ontology annotation, molecular function: actin filament binding. Lineage: Eukaryota; Metazoa; Chordata; Mammalia; Primates; Cercopithecidae. Gene Ontology annotation, cellular component: focal adhesion; actin cytoskeleton. The coding region runs from base 36 to 965 and encodes 309 amino acids. The transcript has a single exon. The record is from RefSeq and is a predicted model, not a curated record.
CGGUCCGGCCCCGUCCCGCCGCCCGCCAGCCAGCCAUGAGCUCCACGCAGUUCAACAAGGGCCCCUCCUACGGGCUGUCGGCCGAGGUCAAGAACCGGCUCCUGUCCAAACAUGACCCUCAGAAGGAGGCAGAGCUCCGCACCUGGAUCAAGGGACUCACCGGCCUCUCCAUCGGCCCCGACUUCCAAAAGGGCUUGAAGGACGGAACUAUCUUAUGCACACUCAUGAACAAGCUACAGCCGGGCUCCGUCCCCAAGAUCAACCGCUCCAUGCAGAACUGGCACCAGCUAGAAAACCUGUCCAACUUCAUCAAGGCCAUGGUCAGCUACGGCAUGAACCCCGUGGACCUGUUCGAGGCCAACGACCUGUUUGAGAGUGGGAACAUGACACAGGUGCAGGUGUCUCUUCUCACCCUGGCGGGGAAGGCCAAGACUAAGGGGCUGCAGAGCGGGGUGGACAUCGGCGUCAAGUACUCGGAGAAGCAGGAGCGGAAUUUCGACGACGCCACCAUGAAGGCCGGCCAGUGUGUCAUCGGGCUGCAGAUGGGCACCAACAAAUGCGCCAGCCAGUCGGGCAUGACCGCGUACGGCACGAGGAGGCAUCUCUAUGACCCCAAGAACCAUAUCCUGCCCCCCAUGGACCACUCGACCAUCAGCCUCCAGAUGGGCACAAACAAGUGUGCGAGCCAGGUGGGCAUGACGGCUCCCGGGACGCGGCGGCACAUCUAUGACACCAAGCUGGGAACCGACAAGUGUGACAACUCCUCCAUGUCCCUGCAGAUGGGCUACACGCAGGGCGCCAACCAGAGCGGCCAGGUCUUAGGCCUGGGCCGACAGAUAUAUGACCCCAAGUACUGCCCGCAAGGCACAGUGGCCGAUUGGGCUCCCUCAGGCGCCGGCGACUGCCCGGACCCGGGGGAGGUCCCUGAAUAUCCCCCUUACUACCAGGAGGAGGCCAGCUACUGAGGCUCCCAGCACGCUCUCUUCCCACAUCAUCUCCCUGUCUGGGUUUCUGGGUUUUUCUGUGUUUUCAUCUUUGCUUUUUUUCUUAGCUGGUUCAGUGCUGCCAAUCAACCAAGGGUCUGUGAGUGGCAGCGUGGGAUCAGGCAGCAGAGCUUUUUUCCCCUUUGCUUUGGUCCUUCGCAGGGCUGAGCCACCGGGCUGUGGGGGAGGGAGGUCAAGGCCAUAUCCCGAUAAUGUGUAGGGCGUGUAGGGCGAGGGUCCCUGCUGACACGUUCAGGCUGUGCUGCGGAGAAGAGACUAACCGGUUCCCAAAGGUUUCUGGUUGCCUCGCCUCUUCCCCCUUUUGUCAGCUGAGCAGUUUGUCGUUUCUCUGCAAGUUUCAGGAAGUCUUCACAAAAGAAAAAUACGUUUUGUUUUUUAUUCCUGAGGAAUGGGGCAGGGACAGUGGAGAAGGUGCUGGGAAAUCAGUCACCUGGGAAAGGGGGCCCUGCCAUGAUGCUAAAUAUCUCCGGCUCCCAAGUGACUGGAUUUCCCCAGGACCAACAGACCUCAGACCCUCAUAUCUGCCCCCGGGGCCAGGUGGGGAAAGUGAAGGCCGUACAGGGAAGUGAAAUUCUGAGAUGUUGGGGCUAAGCCUGAUCCCCUCUCCAUGCUACCCUCCCCCAACCCACUCUGGCCUCAGUAGGUUUUGUUUUAGUUGUGGCUGUCACCCAGGCUAGAGUGCAGU